AUGAAACUGAUCCGGAAAACCCCCCUGAAGAACAACCUUGCAUUCCAAGCGGACGUCAAAUCUGCUGUUGGAGCGCAUCCUCACUAUAAUCAUGUGGCCCCCGUACCGAAUGCUGCCGACUUCGGAAUCACCCCGGACUGUGGCUUCCUCCCUUCAGAACUGCCACUCCAGGUACUUCCAGAUCCGUACUACGCGAAAUGGGAGUCCAUUCUGGCAAAUCUGCACGCGCUGAUUCUGAGCAAGCGUCUGCGCUUAAUGGUGGACCAUCUCCCCACACUCUCCACCUCCAACCUACGGACAGAGGCGGAGUGGCGUCGUGCGUAUGUGGUACUUGUAUUCAUCCUACAUGGCUAUGUUUGGGGUGGUGAUCGCCCGGAAGAGAGAAUUCCACCCCAACUGACAGUCCCCUUGUUCGAAGUCUGUGAGCGACUCGAACUUCCGCCCGUGGCAACAUAUGCUGGAGUCUGUCUGUGGAACUACAGGCCAAUCUUGUCGGACGAGCCAGCCGACACUCUGGACAACCUAGCGUGCCUACAAACAUUCACCGGGUCAUUGGAUGAGCAAUGGUUUUACCUUACUUCCGUCGCCAUGGAAGCACGUGGUGCCCCUUCCAUCCCCUUGAUGCUGCGAGCAAUCACAGCGGCUCGUACCGAAGACAGCCUGGUGGUCACAGAGUGCCUCCAGCGACUAGCGGAAACGAUCGAUGAAAUUACUACAUUGUUGCAGAGGAUGUAUGACAAUUGCGACCCGUAUGUGUUUUACAAUCGGAUUCGGCCCUAUCUAGCCGGAAGUAAAAACAUGGGCGAUGCGGGAUUGCCCCUCGGACUGCUGUACGAUGACGGCCACCGUCCUGAGUACCGACAGUAUGGAGGAGGCAGCAAUGCGCAAAGCUCACUCAUCCAAUUCUUCGAUAUCGUUCUCGGAGUGGAACACCGACCCACCGGUACAACCCGCUCGAAUCAGGAACAGCCGAGCCCUGGAGAUGGCAUCAAAUCACGAAACAGCUUCAUCCACGAGAUGCGCACAUACAUGCCUGGCCCGCAUCGACGGUUCCUUGAGCAGGUCGACUCUGUCGCCAAUAUUCGGUCUUUUGUCCAGGCGCGACAGGGAGACUCGGCCUUGUGCAUUGCCUAUGAUGCGUGUCUCGCGAUGCUGCGUGUUCUGCGUGACAAACAUAUUACCAUGGUCUCACGCUAUAUCAUACUUCAGUCCCGCGCUGGCCAACCCUCUCAACCUGCUUCAUCACGCCCGACAGCGACGAACCUUGCAACCGCUACGCCGGCCGACAAGAAGAAGCUCCGUGGUACCGGUGGCACGGCACUGAUUCCGUUUCUCAAGCAAGCUCGCGAUGAAACCGGGGAACCGGCCAUCGAUUCAUGGGCUCGAAGGUUGCUUAGGAGCGGCCCUACAGACAAGACCUUUGCUUCGCUGAGCAAAGUGGGCGAGCAACCGGACGGUCAAUUCAAGGUUGUCGGUCUCUGUGGGACCUGGACGGCCGAUGAAACGGAGGGCGGGAUCUGCCACUGGUAG
This is a messenger RNA of Penicillium bovifimosum, 1530 nucleotides long. RefSeq names its product indoleamine 2,3-dioxygenase. The coding region runs from base 1 to 1530 and encodes 509 amino acids. Gene Ontology annotation, molecular function: indoleamine 2,3-dioxygenase activity; metal ion binding; heme binding. Gene Ontology annotation, biological process: 'de novo' NAD+ biosynthetic process from L-tryptophan. The transcript is spliced from 3 exons. Gene Ontology annotation, cellular component: cytoplasm. The record is from RefSeq and is a predicted model, not a curated record. Lineage: Eukaryota; Fungi; Ascomycota; Eurotiomycetes; Eurotiales; Aspergillaceae.